UCUGAUGUGGCUAGCAAUGUUAGUAGUCACAGAGGAUUUGUCGAGAAGGUAUUCCAACACGGCUUCUUUGUUGUACAAGUUGCCCAGCUCACAACAAACGAUGGGAGUACUUAACUCUGCCUGGCUUAAAGCACAAUGGAACCACUUUGCGUUUAACUCGUAGUUUUUGUCGACUUGUUCGGGCUUCUUCUUCAUCCGAACAAGUUCAUCUCGUUUGGGAAUUGUUCCACCAUCACACCCCAUUGUUUAAGUGUCUUUUGUCGCGGAAAAUUGUUCCAAAACACAGAGGAAAAUACUUCGAGACACAAAAUGGCGGCGAGUAGUCGAUGACGUAGGUCCAUGAACCAUUGCUGGCAGGUGCACAUGAAAAGGCUCGGUUACAAAGCUGAUAUUGGUCUAUGAAUGUCAAACAAAGAUGGACGCCUGCUUGACAGUCGAGCGAGAACAGGACAGAUUAGCAAAGAAAUACACGAACAUUAAAGAACAUACAGACUCUUCCUUGACAGAAUUAAUUAAUCAGAUAACUAGUUUACAAGAAGAGUUAUCUAAAGGUAAGAAUAAAGUCUUGUUUUUCCUACGAUCUGUAUCUUAACGUAAAAUUGGAAUUUCAUUUGGAAUUGAAUCAGAGAAGAAAUUAAUAAUAAAAAAUGGUUUAGAUUUGGCGACGUGCUUGCGUGCGUGUAGAACAAAAAUAGGCACAGGAUUACAUAACUUCACUGGAAAUUACUGUUAAAAAAAUGACGAAAGAAAGGUAUUGCAGGGCUUGAAAUAACUAUUGGGCAGGCGCCGGACACAUUGUUCGGUCAAACGUGAUUUUGCUCGGACAUAGGCGUUUUUGGCCGGACAAAUUUAAUCCAUCUUAACUAGUUGCAAUAGAGGCUCCAUUUAGCAAGUUACAUGAUCUGUAUCAUUUUCAGCAACAGCAGCUCUAGUUACUCAAAACAAAUCGAGUGUGCAAAAAAUUAGAAGUUGUAGUUUUAUUACUCUUUGUUCUGUUACAUUGUAAGUCAGACACGUGGAUUGCAAGACACAACCUCAUCGUUAACGUUUGGUUGAAACCGGACCAAAUCACUAACAAAACGUAACCUUCAACUUUAUAGUACAACAUUUACAUUUUAGCAAAUGCUGCUUUGUUUCUACAAAUAAUUUCAAACGGGCAAAUAAACUUGUGAAAUCGUUUGGUUCAAUAAAUCAAUCUCUCAAUUAACACGAUAAUAAACGCUAUUAAACGGAAUGUAAAUUAAUAUACAACUAUGUAAUAUAAUCCUGACUUACAAGUUUACUCUACCGUUCGGUUGAAUGCAAAUCUAGACUUCAUGGUGAUUUGUUGAAUGCGUAGCGUCUAUGUGUGUAAAAUUGCAUGGGAACACUGGAAAUCCAACAUAUUCACUCUUUUUAAAGCCUUCGGGCCUAGUUCACUUUGCAAACAACAAAAGCUUAGUAACCAAGCUCGUGUGCAGGCCAGGGUGUGCCGGAAGUGACGUACUGAUUUGUUCUUUUUAAUUUUUCAGCAUCGUUGAUUGUGACGACAGCCUUUGCCUAAUUCAUUAUACUGUUUCUCUGGGUCUUUCUUUUUUUCGCUCUUGUUGGCACCAGAUGCUAUGCGGAUUAUUUUCGGCGCGUACAAUCUUGAGCACUUUACAACACCCACAGCAGUAGCCAAUUUGCGGUCGCGACUGACCACAGGAAAUGUCAUCAAUUUCACAAACAAAAGUCCCUCUAGUUAAUAUCUUUUUUGGGAACAUGAUAAGAUUGAAUAAAUUUCCAUCAUGAUUGUCUCAAAAUUGAAUUUUCUUUGAAAGCCCAAAUGACCGGACAACAUGUCCGGUCAUCCACGGAUUUGCUCGGACAAUGCUCAAUUCUGACUGGACAUUGUCGAAUGACCGGCCGUUAUUUCAAGCCCUGUAUUGGUUAUGACGUUUCCUCUCUGGACCCUGAAUUGUUAUUUCUCUUUGUAGCUGGCAAAGAGGAUGAAGUUUCCCCAGUACAGUUACAUUUUCUCAACCAGUCAUCAAGAAAGGUGAAAGACACAGUGGCCAAAGUAGCCACAGAACACAAGGAGCUUCAUGGAGGGAUCUCAAAAAUUGGAAAAGCUAUAGACAGAGUAAGUAUCUCAUCAUGUCAGUGACAUGUAACAACAAUCAUUGUGCAGAGACUAUUUAAACCAACUAUUACUUAAUUUGAUCAGUUUUCAGAAGGCAACUUUGACUGCAAUCACGUUCUUAAUACUUUGUUAAAACGCUUUCAGAAAAUGCAAAUUUUUGCACAAGUACACCUACAGUGUAAUGCUCUCCUCCACUCCUCCCAAUGUUCAAUGGCGGACCUAGGGGAGGGGCCCGGGGGGCCCAGUCCCCCCAUUUUUAGACCAAACUGAGGCCCAAAGGGCCCAAAAAAAAUUUUGGAGACUGCCCCCCCUCCCCCAUCCUCUUAUCUCAGGGUCUGGAUGACAGGGACCCCUCAUUAUCUCAAGGUCUGAAUCCAGCACUGAUGUUGGUGUUAUGAUGGACAUUUGUUUACGGGACAAGUUUGAUUUUAGGUUAAACAUUUUUAAAAUGUUUAACCUAAAAUCAAACUUUUCCUGUAAACACCAGGCAGGCAGGCAGGCAGGUGUGCUACAGGAAGUAAACAAGUAAUAUCUAGUGAAAAAAGGUCGGGUGUUUCAGUGAGGGGAGAAGGGGUCUGUAUACAGGCUAGUGUUUCUCAGUUUUGGCCCUAGGGAGACGAAAACAAAAAUGUAAAUACCUAUUUUUUAGUUCUGUUUUGUCUUGUUUAUUUUUAUUCAUUUUCUCUUCCAGUUUAGACAACCUAAAAUUGUUUAGAUUUAUGUAAAUUUCUGGGGAAGGUGCGGGAAAUUCACUGGUCAAAACAUUGCAGGCUCUUUCUUUUUGUCACAUAAUACUUGGUAGUAAAUAGUCGUGAUUGAGAGUAACAGAGAUCUUCGAACCACUUGCAUUUGAACAAAAAAUGAACUUAGGAGGAGAUAAAUAUAGUUAUAAAUAGGGAUAAGCAGGACAUUCUGAAAGCCUUUUGGAGGCAAAGAAGUGGAUUCUAAACAAAUAUUGGCUGGUCACGGAGCAUACAUAAUAGUGCGUAGAUCGACGGCGGUAAGUAAAACUAAUGUUAUUCUUUUUUUAAGUUGUAGCCUAAACUUAAUGAACUUUUUAAGGGCGUAAUUUCUUUAUCGCUAGAAGGAAGAAUUUCUCAUUGUUGAAUGUUGUUUUUAGAUGUGUGAGUUGACGUUGCUUUAUGACUGGUAUAUACUGGCGUGAUUCAAAGCUUGUCAACAACCACUCGCCAUGUGGCCUUAAAAAUUCUGCCCAGGAAAUUAAAAGCAGCUUGGUUUUGUCACAGUAAAGACCAUAAACACUUGAAUGUAGGACUUCUGUAUAGUUUAACUCGUAGGAAGAAUAAUCUUUGAUUUUGCGAGAAAAUCAAAACAAGGUCACAAACAUGACGAUUUUGCCUUUGAUAUUAUGGUGACGUGCAUUACUAAUCAGUGUGGCAUCUUUAAUUUUGUCGUAAAAUCUAGAGCGUUUUAGGCAUGCAUUAAACUCCUCAAUUAUCAUUCUUGUAUCAUUCACUCACUCUUAACACAGAAUACCCAAAAAAGUUAUCGCCAGUUUCAAGAAGGUAACAUCCACAUUCUCUGAUUUGUAUUUUCCACAGAAUUUUGUAGUUGACAACACAACAUGCAGCCAGCCAGGUGUAUUUGAUGGUGACAAUGCAUCACUACUGAAUGAAGUUAUAUGUGAACACCUGCUACGGCAAGGGAGAUUAGAUAUUGCAGAACAGUUGAUAAUGGUAACUUAACCUUUACUGCCUUGUGUCCAAGGUGAAAGUACCCAAAAGAACCUGCUGAGUCAUCACAUGUGAUUUCCUUAUUUAUUUCAUUAUAAGCCGAGCGAUUUUUACACAAAUUAAAGCUAAAGUUCAGUGAAAUUUGAGCACCAUAGGGGGUCUUGGCUUAUAGCCAAGAGUUUUUGAAAGCAAUUUUUUUUUCAGUGCAUUGAAACUCCACUAAACUCUGACUAAAUGGAGAUGUAUUCACUUAUGAGCGAAGCAAACAGCAGCAAAAGAUCAAAUCAUUAACAUAAUUAAUCUGAAUGUUGAGUUAGCUAAGCACAGAAAUUCAGUCCCAAAUUGUCCAAAUAGCUGUUAAAAACAGGCCUCACAACUAACACCUCACAUUGGUAAGCCUUUUACAAUGAGGGAACGUGUAAAACAAAUGAAAGAUGUCAUGAAAUGUGUAAACAAUCCGCCAUGUUUGGUCAAACAUUUGACUGUUUACUAAGCACAGACAAACGCAACACGAACUGAUGUGGUUUGUUUUGAUUGAAAGACGAUUUAUGUGAUCAUUUCAAGCAUAAUGCAAUGAAGACAUGAGGAAAGAUCCAUAGAAGCAAAAGGCCCAAACAACAAUUGUACAUUUUCCUAGAGAAGGUCACAUUUUUUUGGAAAAUGUUUUGUUUUACGGUCGUUCAAAGUCUUGUAAUGAAUAGGUUUCAGCUUACAGCCAGGUGUUGUGGAUUUAUCUUUUGUUCUUGGUUUUGCUGAUUCCACGAGUUGAAAGUUUAGGGUCUCGGCUUAUAGCCAAGAUCGGCUGAUAGCCCAAUAAAUUCUGUAAUCAAACAUUGUUCUUUCUUUUUUUGUUUUUAGGAAGCUAAUCUGCAGUUAGAUGAUUCUAGAAAAGAACCUUUUACUGAACUGAAUAGAAUCCUAGAGGCCUGUAGGGACCGCAACUUGGACCCAGCACUUCAGUAAGACAAAUACCAAUAAUCCAUAUGUGUCAUUAUCUUUACUGCAAGUUCAUCAGAGUAACAUAGGUACCACAACUUGGAUCCAGCACUUCAGUAAGACAAAUACCAAUAAUCCAUAUAUGUGUCAUUAUCUUUACUGCAAGUUAAUCAGAGUAACAUAGGUACCACAACUUGGAUCCAGCACUUCAGUAAGACAAAUACCAAUAAUCCAUAUGUGUCAUUAUCUUUACUGCAAGUUCAUCAGAGUAACAUAGGUACCACAACUUGGAUCCAGCACUUCAGUAAGACAAAUACCAAUAAUCCAUAUGUGUCAUUAUCUUUACUGCAAGUUCAUCAGAGUAACAUAGGUACCACAACUUGGAUCCAGCACUUCAGUAAGACAAAUACCAAUAAUCCAUAUGUGUCAUUAUCUUUACUGCAAGUUCAUCAGAGUAACAUAGGUACCACAACUUGGAUCCAGCACUUCAAUAAAGCCCCUUGCAAACGAACACAACAUUGUUGUCCAACAACUCCCAACCUUGUUGGAUGCUACAUGUUGCGUCUGUUUGCACACCCUGUUGCAUGUUGUUGCAUGUUGUUAUGAGUUGUUGUGCAAAGUUUGAAACCAGUCAACCUUUUGAGGCAACAAAUCCCAACAUUUCUUUUGUUCUGUGAUCGCUGAAGCAUAGUGUAAAAAUGUUGGAUCCAUUUGCACAGCUCUUCCAACAAUCUUGGGGCCAUGCAUGUGCAUUACAUGUGGUCUCCUUGCAGACAGCAAUGCAAUAACUUUGCGUGAUAGAGCAACAAGCGUGAUGGGCCAACAUUGUUGGGAGUUAUUUCAUCCAUUUGCGCACCAUUGCCAACAUGAACACAACAACUCCCAACAUUGUUGGUGCAUCCAUUUGCACGCAGGUUAAGAAGAGUACCAGUUAUUCAUAUGUGUCAUUAGCUUAACUGCAAGUUAAUCAGAGUACUGUAUCAUUUUUUGGAACUUGUAUCAUCAUUGGAGGUUUCUGAAAAGAGUAACUGCAAUCUUUCCUGAGUUAUAAUUCUCAAAAAUAAUUUAUUUUCACCUUUUGCGUCAUUUGGUUUUUGAUCUCUUUGUUUUCUUCCUUAGGUGGGCUCAGUCCAGGCACAAGGAACUCAAAGUCAGAGGAAGCUCAUUAGAAUUCAGACUUCAUAAAUUGAAGUUUCUGGAUCUCCUAAGAGAAGGACAUCAUAGAGAAGCACUUCAAUACUCAAAACACUUUGCAAGAUUUGCUUCUGAUCAUACAAAAGGUGAGAUAAACUGUAUGGUUACUUUACAGUUUUAAAAAACAGUAAUGGGCUCAAACGUUUACUCCACAAAAUAGUCACACAAGUUCUUUGAAAAAGAAGCUUGUCAUGCAGAUGUACAAAAUCAUUGUUUUAAGGUAAUUCCCUUGAAAGGGAUGUUCUAUACAGAUUUUUUUCAAACUUAGCACAAAUGUCAGCAAUGUAUAGGACAUUCAAAAAGUGCAAUAAAAAGAUGGGGUCACUGUGAUUGUUUUUGCACUGUGUGCCUGUAAUUCUGACUGUUUUUUCCUAGUUGUGUGCAAAAUGCUUGAAAAUUGAACAACCAACAAAAAUUCUUAUCACGUAGCAAAAACUGAGAAUUCUUGAUUGCAGAAACUGCUUAGAGUAUGCUAGUGGUGAUAAUUGGGUCCCAGCUUCUAAAAAGACCCUGUACCAUAUUAUCUUCAUUUAUCCACUGACUCAAAUUUUUUAGUGCCUUGGAAAUUUAGGGUCAAAGUGGAAUAGGUCAUUUGUUUGCUCAGUGCUAUACACUCUGAAUAUUUGCAAGGCUGAAGGUUACCUUGUUUUAUUACAAAACAUGCAUGCAAAUGUUGCUAUUUUCAUGCUAACGAAGGAAAACAGGAAGGUUUGUAACAAAACAAAGACACCUCCCACCCCGCUUCUAGGGCACAGAGGCCUAUCCUGGCUACUGCCUCUUUUUAUCGAUCCUGGUCUCAGAGGUUUUUAUUGAUUUUUCUCCACUGAUUUUUCUCUGUGUGAAAGGGAACGAUCUGCAAAGGGGUGAAAGCAAUUCACAAAGCAGAGAGGAAGAGAAAAAAGUUUUCUCUCUUCCUCGACCCUUCGAGGCUUGUUCCCUCUCACGCUAAGAAAAAUCAUGAAAAACCUCUGGGACCAGUUUAGAUUUAAGGCUCACAGAGCUUACAGGGCUGUGCUCUAGUGGCACCCAGUGGCCCCUGGACCUUUACUUCUGCUCUUGGACAACUAUCAUCAUCAUAAUUAUGCUGGGUACCCUGUUUAACAUGGGUCGCGGGCAUUGAGCUGCCUUCGAUAUUUUUUUAGAGCACAGCUGACCAGAAUGUUUUCAAAGUAGUAAGGUGUCAAUUACAUGUUUGCUCAGUUGCAAGCUGUUCUCUGUACUCAUUCAACAGAAGUACAACAGUUGAUGGCUUGCCUCCUGUACAGCCGAACAGGUCUGGAAAAUUCACCCUAUGCCUCAUUACUCGACCCAGUUCAUUGGCUAGACAUCUGCGAUAUAUUUGCAAAGGAUGCCUGUGCAUUGUUAGGUUUGUCAUUGGAGAGUCCACUGCAGGUGUGUGUUACAGCUGGCUGUGUGGCACUGCCUUCACUUCUUCAGCUCAGACAAGUUAUGCAACAGCAACAGGUUGCAGGUGUUUGGACAUCCAAGGAUGAACUCCCGGUAAGUAGCUUGUCAUCAAACUUUUGGUUGUGAAGUGGCUAGUUCUUUGUAUUUUUGUCAAUUUUGUUAUUUCCAAUUUGCAUGUACAUGUAACUACAACUGUUCAAGCUCUAUACUUCAAACUGGCAAGAAAGCAGCGUUUGAACGUCAGUCACCACCAGAUCUCUCUUUUACAGAAAUGUGUCAGGUUAUCAUUAUCAAGGCUGUUCUCUAGCAUCCCCUGGUGACACCAUGCUGGUUCAUUCGCUCUUGGGCACCUAGGAAAUCACAGAUUUUGCAUAAAAAUCUUAUCCAGGGGACCCUGUGUUGUAACUCCUGAAGGAUUAUCCAUGGGUAUAUAUAAAGCUGACUUGAUUUGACUUGACUACCGUAAAUGAUCGAUUAAGCGCCUCUACUUGAAUAAGCGCUGCUCUCGAAUAAGCGCCGUACCUUUACCAAAAAUAAUUUAAUAAGCGCCGCGGCGCUAAUUUGGGUAUUUACAAAUUAACGGCCCACCUUUGUUACAGCGCUAGAUAUAAAGACCUCGACCAACUCGUGAGUUCUAAAGUUUUAGUGUAGGGAAACUCUUGAAACCGGGUUCAUAUAACAGUUCGAGGAGUACAUAUUUUAUAUUAAAUUGUGCGUACCUAGUAAGCGCCUCACUUAAUUCUCUCUAUAUUCCCCUCAGUGUUUUUAUCCGUGGUUGAAAUAAGCGCCGCACCUAUAACAGGGAAAAUGAAAUAUGCCCCGCGGCGCUUAAUCGAUCAUUCACGGUAUUUGUACUUAUUUCACUUGAAUUUGUAUUUUCAGGUUGAAGUUGAUCUUGGUCCCCGGUAUCGCUAUCAUUCACGCUUUGCAUGUCCAAUUCUCAGACAGCAAUGUACAGAUAGUAAUCCUCCAGUGCGACUGUCAUGUGGACAUGUUAUCUCUAGAGAUGCUCUCACUAAACUCACUAAUGGAAACAAGUACGCUCCAAAUAAUACAAACAAUUGUCAAUUAUUGGACGAGGUUGAGCAAAAUAUCGUGAUUUGUCAGUCGCGAGCAGAUCAAUAAACUAUUAUUUGUCGAAAGCGAAGGUUAAUUCAAAUAAUUGAUCUGUGAGACACUGACAAAUCACGAUAUAUUGCGAUAACUGAGUUAAAUAAUUGUUUUAUCAUUCGAUUUUAAUGGAUAUCUUCGGGAAGCAAAGCGUUCUGCCAUUUUUCACGUAAGAGGAGAAAAGUGUGGUUUCGUUUCGUUUACGCAUGAACAGAAUUUUAUUUGCAGCCAAACUCUAAAGCCAAACUCAGUUGGACGACAUUGCGCAUGAGCAGACCAUUAUUUGUGGGCAGUUUUGCAGGUCACGUGGUGGGCUUUCGGCCAAUGAAAAGGAAGAACAAUUUGAAUCGAAUGAUAAUUUGGGUUGUAAAUGGUUGUCUUAAUUGACGUGUCUGGUUCCGAUUGGGCAGUAAUGUAUCAUAUUUUGUGGCUUCAUGAUAUCCUUGGUUUUGCAGUCAUAAUUUAUGCAGGGCUCCUGUUGAUACCAGCCAAUGGCUGACAGGGCUGACCUGCCUAAAUAAAGUUGACUUGACUCGAUGUACGUGCAGAGCUGUUGUUUUACUCCUAAAACAUUUUUUACGUCGACUUCGUGGCUCUUUAAACUGCGUAUUUGAUGCGUAAAGCAAUUUGGGUAAACUUUCAGUUUUUCACUCAGUUCACGUACAUAAUAUCAACUGGUAUCAUUAGUAACCAUUGCGCUUUAUUUUCCUUUAUUAGAGUCAAGUGUCCAUACUGUCCUCUGGAAAUGACUCCAAGUGAUGCCCGUCAGAUAAAUUUCUACUAA
This is a messenger RNA of Porites lobata, 9229 nucleotides long. The record is from the annotation of a GenBank genome assembly. NCBI's taxonomy places the organism in Eukaryota, Metazoa, Cnidaria, Anthozoa, Scleractinia, Poritidae.